CAAAAAGUAACGCCUAUGCAUCAAACAAGCACAGAGAGCGUGGAAGACAUGGCAGCGCUCGUAGAUCUCCAUGAAGGCUCCAUUAUGCACAACUUAUUCCAGCGGUAUCAGCAAGAUAAAAUCUAUGUAAGUAUUGGUUCGAUAGUUGCCUCUGUGAACCCUUACAAGAGCAUCCCGGGACUGUACGACCGCACCGCCAUGGAGCGAUACAGCAAGCACCACAUGGGAGAGAUUGCACCUCAUAUCUUCGCUGUGGCGAACGAGUGCUACCGCUGCCUUUGGAAGCGCCACGACAACCAGUGUAUCCUCAUCAGUGGCGAAAGCGGUGCUGGUAAGACGGAAAGCACAAAGCUGAUCCUCAAGUUUUUGUCUGCAAUGAGCCAACAGUCACUGGAGCUGUCCUGCAGAGAGAAGACCUCAUGUGUGGAGCAAGCUAUUCUUGAGAGCAGCCCAAUUAUGGAAGCUUUUGGCAAUGCGAAGACUGUUUACAACAACAACUCAAGUCGCUUUGGGAAGUUUAUUCAGCUGAACAUCUGUCAGAAAGGAAACAUUCAGGGAGGAAGAAUUAUAGAUUAUUUAUUGGAAAAAAAUCGUGUAGUAAGACAAAACCCCGGGGAAAGAAAUUAUCAUAUAUUCUAUGCUCUGCUGGCAGGGAUAGAAGAGAGAGAGAAAGAUGCUUUUUACUUAUCUGUACCGGAGAACUACCACUACCUGAAUCAGUCUGGAUGUAUAGCGGAUAAGACAAUCAGUGACAAAGAUUCUUUCAAGGAAGUCGUGACUGCAAUGGAAGUGAUGCAGUUCAGCAAGGAGGAGGUACGAGAAGUUUUGAGGCUGUUGGCUGGCAUUUUGCAUCUAGGAAACAUUGAGUUCAUCACUGCUGGUGGGGCACAGGUGUCCUUUAAAACAGCUCUGGGUAGAUCUGCUGAACUACUGGGGUUGGACUCCACACAGCUAACGGAAGCGUUGACACAGAGGUCAAUGAUACUCAGGGGAGAAGAAAUCCUAACACCUCUUAGUAUACAACAGGCAAUAGACAGCAGAGAUUCUAUGGCUAUGGCACUUUAUUCUCAGUGUUUUGCUUGGGUCAUUAAGAAAAUCAACAGUAGAAUCAGAAGCAAGGAAGACUUCAAGUCCAUUGGAAUUUUGGACAUAUUUGGAUUUGAAAACUUUGAGGUAAAUCGUUUUGAGCAGUUCAAUAUUAACUAUGCAAAUGAAAAGCUUCAGGAGUAUUUCAACAAGCACAUCUUUUCCUUGGAGCAACUGGAAUACAGCAGGGAAGGACUAGUUUGGGAGGACAUUGACUGGACAGACAAUGGAGAGUGCUUGGAUCUUAUUGAAAAGAAACUGGGCCUGCUGGCACUCAUCAAUGAAGAGAGCCAUUUUCCUCAAGCUACUGACUCCACCUUGCUGGAGAAGUUGAAUACCCAGCAUGCUAACAAUCCUUUUUAUGUGAAACCAAGAGUUGCCGUUCACAACUUUGGAGUGAAGCACUAUGCUGGGGAGGUCCAGUAUGAUGUCAGGGGCAUCUUGGAGAAGAACAGAGAUACUUUCAGAGACGAUCUCCUGAACUUGUUACGUGAAAGCAGUCUUGAUUUCAUCUAUGAUCUAUUUGAACAUGUUUCAAGUCGCAACAAUCAAGACACUCUUAAAUGUGGAAGCAAGCACCGAAAACCCACUGUCAGUCUCCAGUUCAAGGAAUCGCUCCAUUCUUUAAUGGCGACACUGAGUUCUUCAAAUCCUUUCUUUGUUCGGUGCAUCAAACCCAACGUGCAGAAGAUGCCAGACCAGUUUGAUCAGACGGUGGUGCUUAACCAGCUGCGCUAUUCUGGGAUGUUGGAAACAGUCAGGAUUCGGAGGGCUGGCUUCCCUGUCCGGAGGCCCUUUCAAGACUUUUAUAAAAGGUAUAAAGUCCUCAUGAGAAACUUAACUCUGCCGGAAGACUUAAAUGAGAAAUGUGCCGUCCUACUUCGUCUGUAUGACAACACAAGCACUGAAUGGCAGCUUGGAAAAAAUAAGGUGUUUCUCCGCGAGUCCCUGGAACACAAGUUGGAAAAACAGCGAGAGGUGGAAAUCACCAAGGCAGCAAUGAUUAUCCGAGCACACAUCUUAGGUUAUGCAGCCCGAAAGCAGUACAGAAAGGUUCUCUACUAUGUGGUUGUCAUACAGAAGAACUACAGAGCAUUCUGCGGUAGGAAAAGGUUCCUCUGCCUGAAGAAAGCAGCCAUAAUCCUUCAGAAGCAGCGGCGAGGCCAGCUUGCUCGACGUGUUUACAGGGAGCGACUGGAGGAGAAGCGGAGACAAGAGGAGGAAAGAAGAAAAGAGGAGGAAGAAAGGUGCGGUGGUGCCACUUACAUUGCUCUCCUGUCCGCUGAAGAAGAAAGAAAGAAGCAGGAGCUGGCUGCCAUUCAGAAAGCCCAGAAGGAGGCAGAGCUGAAGCAAGAGGUGGAGAAGCAGAAAGAAAGCAGGCAGGUGGAAGAAAUCCUGCGUCUGGAAAAAGAAAUUGAAGACCUGCAGCGUGUGAAGAAGCAGCAGGAGCUGUCCUUGACAGAGGCUUCAUUACAGAGGCUGCAGCAGCUUCGAGACGAGGAACUCCGGCGGCUCGAGGACGAAGCAUGUCGAGCAGCCCAGGAGUUCCUGGAAUCGCUGAACUUUGAUGAGAUCGAUGAAUGUGUCCGAAACAUUGAGCGGUCUCUCUCUGUGGGCAACGGGUAUCCUGCUGAGCUGACCGAACAGACUGGAAAUGCCUGCAGUGAAAAGCCCAAUUUUAACUUCAGCCAGCCAUAUCCUGAGGAGGAGGUAGAUGAGGGCUUUGAAGCUGACGAUGAUGCAUUUAAGGAUUCGCCCAACCCAAGUGAGCAUGGCCAUUCUGAUCAAAGGACCAGUGGCAUCAGAACAAGCGAUGAUUCCUCAGAAGAGGAUCCCUAUAUGAACGAUACUGUGGUGCCAACAAUUCCUUGCUCAAGUGGCGAAUCCACAUACUGCAUGCCAGAAAACGUGUCGUGUAGACCCCCAAAUUCUGUGGAACUUAUUUCUCCCGAUGGAGACUACGAUUACGACCAAGAUGAUUACGAAGAUGGUGCUAUUACUUCUGGUAGCAGCGUGACCUUCUCUAAUUCACACAGUAGCCAGUGGUCACCGGACUACCGAUGCUCAGUGGGGACGUACAAUAGCUCUGGAGCAUACCGAUUUAGCUCUGAAGGAGCUCAGUCUUCUUUUGAAGACAGUGAAGAAGAUUUUGACUCCAGGUUUGAUACAGAUGAUGAGCUUUCCUACCGGAGGGAUUCAGUCUAUAGCUGUGUCAGCCUGCCCUACUUUCACAGCUUUCUGUACAUGAAAGGUGGCUUAAUAAACACAUGGAAGCGACGCUGGUGUGUCCUGAAAGAUGAGACCUUCCUGUGGUUUCGUUCCAAGCAGGAAGCACUUAAGCAGGGUUGGCUUCACAAAAAGGGGGGUGGAUCAUCUACGCUUUCCAGAAGGAACUGGAAGAAGCGAUGGUUUGUUCUCAGACAGUCCAGGUUGAUGUACUUUGAAAAUGACAGUGAAGAAAAGCUAAAGGGUGCCAUUGAUGUCCGAACAGCCAAAGAGAUUGUUGAUAAUACAGGCAAAGAAAACGGUAUUGAUCUAGUAAUGAGUGAUAGGACCUACCACUUAAUUGCUGAGUCUCCUGAGGAUGCAAGCCAGUGGUUUAGUGUACUGAGUCAAGUCCAUGCGUCCACUGAGCAAGAGAUCCGAGAGAUGCAUGAUGAGCAGGCAAAUCCACAGAAUGCUGUGGGUACGCUUGAUGUGGGACUAAUUGAUUCUGUCUGUGCGGCUGACAAUCCAGAUAGACCCAAUUCAUUUGUGAUCAUCACUGCUAAUCGUGUUCUUCACUGUAAUGCUGACACUCCUGAAGAGAUGCAUCACUGGAUAACCCUGCUCCAAAGGUCGAAGGGGGACACUAGAGUGGAGGGACAAGAAUUCAUUGUGAGGGGAUGGCUACACAAGGAAGUAAAGAACAACCCAAAGAUGUCUUCACUGAAAUUAAAGAAGCGUUGGUUUGUUUUGACGCACAAUUCUUUGGACUACUACAAGAGUUCGGAGAAAAACGCUUUGAAAUUGGGUACGCUGGUCCUGAACAGCCUCUGCUCAGUGGUCCCACCUGAUGAAAAAAUCUUCAAAGACACAGGUUAUUGGAAUGUCACUGUAUACGGACGCAAACAUUGUUACCGUCUCUAUACAAAAUUGCUUAAUGAGGCGACUCGCUGGUCAAGUGCCAUCCAGAAUGUGAUUGACACAAAAGCGCCAAUUGAUACUCCGACUCAGCAACUUAUUCAGGAUAUUAAGGAAAACUGCCUGAAUGCUGAUGUGGUUGAACAGAUUUAUAAGAGAAACCCUAUUCUCCGUUACACUCACCAUCCAUUGCACUCGCCAUUACUGCCACUGCCGUACGGGGACAUCAAUCUGAACUUGCUGCAAGACAAAGGCUACACAACUCUGCAGGAUGAAGCCAUCAAGAUAUUUAAUUCUUUACAGCAGCUGGAGUCUAUGUCUGACCCCAUCCCUAUAAUCCAAGGUAUCCUCCAAACAGGACAUGAUCUACGACCUCUUCGAGAUGAGCUCUACUGUCAGCUCAUCAAGCAGACCAAUAAAGUGCCUAACCCUGGGAGCGUGGGGAACCUCUAUAGUUGGCAAAUACUCACCUGCAUGAGUUGCACAUUUCUGCCGAGUCGCAGCAUCCUCAAAUAUCUCAAGUUCCAUCUCAAAAGGGUUCGCGACCAGUUUCCAGGAACUGAAAUGGAGAAAUAUGCACUUUUUACUUACGAAUCCCUGAAGAAAACCAAAUGCAGAGAGUUUGUGCCAUCGCGGGAUGAAAUAGAAGCUCUGAUUGGCAGGCAGGAAAUGACAUCCACAGUUUAUUGCCACGGUGGGGGCUCUUGCAAGAUUACAAUCAACUCGCACACUACAGCUGGAGAGGUGGUUGAAAAGUUAAUUCGUGGCUUGGCCAUGGAGGAUAGCAGAAAUAUGUUUGCUUUGUUUGAAUACAAUGGAACUACUGAUAAAGCAAUUGAAAGCAGAACCAUUGUGGCUGAUGUCUUGGCAAAGUUUGAAAAGCUUGCUGCCACUGCUGAAGCUGGAGAGAUGCACUGGAAGUUCUACUUCAAGCUCUACUGCUUCCUGGACACAGAAAACGUCCCUAAAGAUAGUGUGGAAUUUGCCUUUAUGUUUGAGCAGGCUCAUGAAGCGGUGAUUAGAGGACAUUACCCUGCCCCCGAAGAAACCCUCCAGGUCCUUGCAGCUUUGCGUCUUCAGUACCUUCAGGGAGAUUACGCUCUGCACACCACCGUACCCGAAAUGGAGGAAGUCUAUCCCUUGCAAAAGCUGAAGUCUCGGAUUACACAGUCUACCAAAACAUUUACUGCAGCAGAGAAGGCUGAGAAGAAACGAGCCAGCUUUCUUGAAGGAACAUUGCGCAGGAGUUUUCGUAGUGGCUCUGUCAGCAAACAGAAGGUUGAGGAGGAUCAGAUGUUAGACAUGUGGGUCAAAGAGGAAAUCUCAGCUUCCAGGACUAGUAUCAUUGACAAAUGGAAAAAACUCCAGAGGAUGAACCAGGAGCAGGCUAUGGCAAAGUAUAUGGCUUUGAUUAAAGAAUGGCCUGGCUAUGGCUCAACACUCUUUGACGUAGAGUGUAAAGAAGGGGGAUUCCCACAGGAGUUGUGGCUUGGAGUCAGUGCCGAUGCAGUUUCUGUCUACAAGCGUGGGGAAGGCAGGCCUCUGGAGGUGUUUCAGUAUGAGCAUAUCUUGUCAUUUGGUGCACCACUUGCCAACACCUACAAGAUUGUGGUGGAUGAGAGAGAACUGCUUUUUGAAACUAGUGAGGUGGUUGACAUCGCAAAGCUGAUGAAAGCUUACAUCAGUAUGAUUGUGAAAAAACGCUACAGCACCUCUCGAUCCGUGAGUAGUCAUGGAAGUCAGGGCAGCUCCAGGUGA
Egretta garzetta (little egret) is the source of this 5967-nucleotide messenger RNA. RefSeq names its product myosin X (gene MYO10). Gene Ontology annotation, cellular component: myosin complex; cytoskeleton. The record is from RefSeq and is a predicted model, not a curated record. Lineage: Eukaryota; Metazoa; Chordata; Aves; Pelecaniformes; Ardeidae. Gene Ontology annotation, molecular function: ATP binding; protein binding; cytoskeletal motor activity.